UUUAAAUUAAUGAAAUUGGAUUUUAAGUUUAUGGACAAAACAAAUUUUCGUCUUUCAUAUUACGAGUAAAUAUCAUGUAAGAGGCAUGGUUCAAGCAUGUCGAUGUAAAGAUAACGAACGAAUUGCUAAACAUUUUAUUCGCGAUACUUUGACAAGUUGUGCAAGGAUAACUAAUGAACUCUUGUUUUACUACACUUUUCGUACCUUUUUCGCAUUUAGAGUGAAUAUAAUUGGGGAACAUGUCGACUAUUCUGGCUAUCCUGUGCUACCAAUGGCCAUCGAUCAAUGCAUGAUUUUAGCUGUUGGCAUCGAUGAGAAUAACAAUCUGAUAAGUCUACGGAAUUUAGAAAAUCACAAAUAUCCGAAUUUCGAUUGUAAACUGAGUGAUAUCAAAAUAAAUUUACCACAAACCGGUGGACCUAUUUGGUUUAAUUAUUAUUUAUGUGGCGUGAAGGGUAUUUUUGAAAUUUUAAGCGGCGAUCAGAGGCUCUACGGGAUGACUGUAGCCUUAAGUGGCGAUAUACCACCCGCAUCGGGUGUAUCGAGUUCAAGUGCCUUGGUUAGUUCAGCCGUCUUAGCGACGGCGAAAGUUCAUGGAGUUUGCUUGGAUCGUAAGCGAUUGGCUGGGAUUUCGGCUCAAUGCGAACGUUAUAUUGGUACACAAGGCGGGGGUAUGGAUCAAGCUAUCGCUUAUUUGGCCAAAGAGGGAUGCGCCCAAUUUAUUGAGUUUUAUCCCGAACUGAAAACUACCUCAUUACAUUUACCUCAGGGAGCUUGCUUCGUCGUCGCGAACAGUUUGACGCAAAUCAAUAAAGCUACCACUUCAGAGUUUAAUGAGCGCGUUGUGGAAUGUCGCUUAGCUUGCCGUUUAAUUGCUUUUCAUAAGAAAUUCAAUAACUGGAAGAUGAUAACAAAACUUGCUGAACUGCAAGAUUUCUUAAAAUGCGAUUUAAGCGACUUGGAAGAUAUCGCUAGGAAUCUUUUGAAAAAAGAUCAUUACACACGCGCCGAGCUAUGCGGGAUAUUUUCGGUAGAUAACGAUGAAUUUGAAAAUGAAUUCCUUUACGCGCACACGCAUCACAUGCAAACAUUCAAGUUAAGACCCAGAGCAUUACAUGUAAUACAAGAAUCUUUGCGAGUACAACGAUUCCGUAAGAUUUGCUCCGAUGACAGCGUAGUAGAAUCAAAAUUGAAAACUUUAUCGCAUUUACUGAGGCAAUCUCACGAAAGUUUAAAAACCCAAUUCGAAUGCUCUCACGCGAAUUUGGAUAGGCUGGUCGAAAUAUCCGAUGAAUUUGGUGUAGGUGCCAGGCUUACAGGAGCUGGAUGGGGCGGUUGUAUAGUGGCUUUGUGCGACUCCGUAGAGAUCUCUCACAAAUACAUGGCAACUUUAAAAGAGAAAUACUAUUCCGAAUUACCUGAGCCAAUCUUCGACGAACUGCAAUUAAACGAUUUUCAAAAUGUCAUUUUUGCUACUUGCCCACGCGAAGGUGCCGAUAUUUUUACUUUGUCUUCAUAUGUUUGAUAUAAUAUAAGAGUCGUAUUUGUUAUCUAAUUAUUAUGUAAUUGUUUAAAGCAUGAAUACAGAAAGUAAAGCAAA
Glossina fuscipes is the source of this 1600-nucleotide messenger RNA. RefSeq names its product N-acetylgalactosamine kinase-like. Gene Ontology annotation, molecular function: galactokinase activity; ATP binding. Gene Ontology annotation, cellular component: cytoplasm; cytosol. Gene Ontology annotation, biological process: carbohydrate phosphorylation; galactose metabolic process. The transcript is spliced from 4 exons. Bases 86 to 1525 code for a protein of 479 amino acids. NCBI's taxonomy places the organism in Eukaryota, Metazoa, Arthropoda, Insecta, Diptera, Glossinidae. The record is from RefSeq and is a predicted model, not a curated record.